Messenger RNA from Pyrenophora tritici-repentis Pt-1C-BFP, 309 nucleotides. Lineage: Eukaryota; Fungi; Ascomycota; Dothideomycetes; Pleosporales; Pleosporaceae. The record is from RefSeq and is a predicted model, not a curated record.
AUGCCUUCGUCGACAUUCCUUCCACACUCCGAUCCAACAACAGCUACGAAGCUACAGUUCCUCUCUCCACGCACCAUCGAAACCAUCCCGCGCACCCUCGUCUACUCUUUCUCGUUUCUAUCCUCUGUUCGCACGACGGCGUUCGGGAUCUGUUUGGGCUGGUGGAAAUAUACUGGAUUACAUCAAAGGCGGGUUUGGGAUGAAGACCACUACUGCUAUCAUUAUGAAGCUGCAGCUACGGCUGCGGCUAGCGGGUUUAGGAUAAAGACUACUACUAUUGUUAUUAUAAAGCUACAGCUACGGCUAUAG